Clarias gariepinus (North African catfish) is the source of this 528-nucleotide messenger RNA. RefSeq lists its product as uncharacterized. The record is from RefSeq and is a predicted model, not a curated record. NCBI's taxonomy places the organism in Eukaryota, Metazoa, Chordata, Actinopteri, Siluriformes, Clariidae. The transcript has 4 exons. The coding region runs from base 51 to 470 and encodes 139 amino acids.
UUUCAGCAGCCGAUUGCAUUCAGGGCAUAAUCCAGUGCCUUGACCUCGACAUGGAUUCGCCACAAAACCCUCCAAAUGUUUCUUCUCAAUAUGACAAGGAGGUUCAAGAUUUGCUGAAACAGCUUAAGGAUGCAUCAUGUAAACUGCAGAGAGUGAAGUCUGAAAGGGAGGAAGUGAACGCGGAGGUUCAUCAGUGGCGUGAAGAAAUGGACCGCAGGAUGCUGCUGGUGCUGCAUGUGGACGAACGAGUGUGUGAUGCUCUGAUGGAGCUCGAAGCUGCAAAGCAGAAAAAACAGGCACUGAUCGAACUGAUUCAGUCACUGAACACACACACUCGGGAGAAGAAGCUCAGCAGCGCGUCUCUGAGUCUGAUGCAGAAACGUGUGGAAGCUCUGGAGGAGGAGGAGGAGAAGCUGAAACUGCAGUGUGAACAAGUCAAAAAAGCCCUGGAUGAUAUUCAGGAGGUUUGAAAGAAGCCUGAAUGCAGAUUGUACUGCUGCGCGCACACACACACACACACACACACAC